UUAUAGAAACUCAUGGAGCCAGAGCCUGGGGCCAACAGAACUGCAGUUACUGAGUUUAUUCUAUUGGGCUUGGUGGAGACACCUGGGCUGCGAACAGUUGUCUUUGUAUUCUUCUUCUUUGCCUACCUGGUCACAGUUGGGGGCAACUUCAGCAUCCUGGCAGCCAUCUUGGUGGAGCCCAAACUCCACACACCAAUGUAUUUCUUCCUGGGGAACCUAUCAGUGCUGGACAUUGGGUGCAUCACUGUCACUAUUCCUUCAAUGUUGGGUCGUCUCUUGUCCCACAAGCAAACAGUUCCAUAUGCAGCCUGCCUCACACAGCUCUUCUUCUUCCAUCUGUUGGCGGGAGUGGACUGCUUUCUGUUGACAGCUAUGGCCUACGACCGAUUCCUGGCCAUCUGCCAGCCCCUCACCUACAGCACCCGCAUGAGCCAGACUGUCCAGGUAAUACUGGUGGCUGCAUCCUGGGCUUGUGCCUUCACCAAUGCACUGACUCAUACUGUGGCCAUAUCCACACUCAACUUCUGUGGCCCCAGUGUGAUCAAUCACUUCUACUGUGAUCUCCCCCAGCUUUUCCAGCUCUCCUGUUCCAGCACCCAACUCAAUGAGCUGCUACUAUUUGGACUGGGCAUCCUUCUGGCAGGUGCACCUGUGAUUCUCAUUGUCACCUCCUACAUCCAUGUGGCAGCUGCAGUCCUGCGAAUCCACUCUGCUGAGGGCAGGAAGAAGGCCUUCUCCACAUGUGGCUCCCACCUUAUUGUGGUAGGCCUCUUCUAUGGGACAGGCAUCUUCAGCUACAUGAGGCUGGGUUCAGUGGAGGCUUCAGACAAGGAUAAGGGUAUUGGCAUCCUCAACACUGUUGUCAGCCCCAUGCUGAAUCCACUCAUCUACAGUCUCAGGAACCCAGAUGUGCAGGGUGCUCUGUGGAGGGUGGUCACUGGAAAGCGAGCACUGACAUAA
Messenger RNA from Sciurus carolinensis (gray squirrel), 960 nucleotides. Its product is annotated as olfactory receptor 3A2-like. Gene Ontology annotation, biological process: G protein-coupled receptor signaling pathway. Lineage: Eukaryota; Metazoa; Chordata; Mammalia; Rodentia; Sciuridae. Gene Ontology annotation, molecular function: olfactory receptor activity; G protein-coupled receptor activity. Bases 13 to 960 code for a protein of 315 amino acids. The record is from RefSeq and is a predicted model, not a curated record. The transcript has a single exon. Gene Ontology annotation, cellular component: membrane.